Molecule: messenger RNA, 3357 nt
Organism: Anopheles maculipalpis
Lineage: Eukaryota; Metazoa; Arthropoda; Insecta; Diptera; Culicidae
Product: box A-binding factor-like
Exons: 8
Coding region: 2-3355 (1117 amino acids)
Biological process (GO): positive regulation of transcription by RNA polymerase II; cell fate commitment; negative regulation of transcription by RNA polymerase II
Molecular function (GO): RNA polymerase II cis-regulatory region sequence-specific DNA binding; DNA-binding transcription factor activity, RNA polymerase II-specific; zinc ion binding
Source: RefSeq, a predicted model, not a curated record
GAUGCCGGGUAAGGAUUGCUACGAGCCGAGUUAUGGUGCGAUCGUGGGUGCGUACAAGUCGCCAGUUGUAGUGUCCCCGCAAACAAGCACGCAACACCAUCAGGAGCAACAUCACCAUCAGCAAGGCAUCGAUAACGGAAGUAAACAGACGGAAUCGCGAUCGCAACCGACCGAUAGUGAGUCGGACAGUAAUAUCGGUCGAUCGACGUCAGAGGCAGGAUCUCCUGCAGCACAUCUGGUGACGCGUGUGGACAGUGAUCGAACACGUGAAGCAGGCAAUAGUGAAACGGGUGGAAGUGAUAUUAAUAGAAACUCACACGAACACACCACCCUGCCAGGGAAUACGUCGGAAGCCGGCACUCCACCGACCAGUAACACUCCUUCAGUGAUAACUUCCUGCUCAAAGUUAUUGUUAGGGUCGGAUCCGGUGAAGGUGUCGGUGUACGGGCCGGAUCAGCACCACGAAGCUAGUCCGGGGUCGAGUUCUCCGCCCCGUUUCUCUACGUUACAAACGGUUAUCAACAGCAGUGGUGGAGCAGGCUAUACAACGUAUCCAAACCAUUGGCCGUGCGAUUUGAGCUACAAACCGGUGGAACAUCGACCUAACUCCCCCUCGAGCGAACCUUCCACGGGAGGGGAGCUUUCGCGCCAACAGCCAACUCCACCAAGGGCGGUGUAUAUCAGUGAUCCGGACGCGGGAGUGUCGUCCUCUCCUUCGGGCCAUCUUUCCGUGGUCAGCCAUCUGAACCCACUAGUGUGCUCGAACGAUCCUUCACUCAUAAGCGGAAUGCGUGGAGGACUGCUCUCGAUGUAUUCAUCGUACGGGUCCCAUCAUCACGAUCACCUGGACGAAGCAACAGUCCUGCAGCACCAUGUACAGGCACAGGAUUCGCAUCUUCGAGGUGACGACGAAGUGUCUGCAUUUCAUCACCAACUGCAUCAACACCAUCAACACCAGCAGCAGCAGCAACAACAGCAUCAUCACUCGCAACACCAUCACCAUGACGUUCAACAGCACAGCAUUGACGAUAUGAUCGAGGAUACGUUGAAAGACGAACAGUGUGGGAUCGUGGACAGUUACCUUACUCCCACAUUGGUGAGCGAUCAUCAUCACCAUCUCGCCGAUUCCCCCACGCAUCACAGUGUGCAGCAGCAUCACCACCAGCAGCUGGCGCAACAACACCUGCAACAUGGUCACGGAAUGCAUGAAUCGAAAGAGUACGCCAACAUUUAUCACAACAACAAUGACAAGAGUGUCAUCAACUAUAAUCACGCAGCCAGCGUCGUAGCGCAUCACCAGCAGCAACAGCAGGCGGAACAUCACCACCAGCAGCAGCAGCAGCAGCAGCAGCAGCAGCAACACAAUCACACCCAUACCAGUAGCGGCGGCGAGUCGCGCAGUCCCGAGUAUUCGCACGCGCAUGACGAGUACGAUGGCGGAUUGCAGAGCUUCACUCAGUUGAUUAAUGUGCCUCGAGCGAGCGAUACGGCAGCGUCGAUGUACCACCGGCACCAAAUGUCAGUAGAGGCUGCAGCGGCCGUUGCAGCUACGACGGCCGCAACCGCAGCAGCCCUCACCUCGUCGAACGGUGGCCAAACGCCGACCACGACCACCUCCUCGCCCGGUCCUGCCGACCAUCUGAGCCAUCUGGGUGGAUCGGGAUCAAGCACGGGAGCUUCCGUGCUGUUGCAUACGCUCGGGAACGGCGGUCCGGAACCGGUAGCUGGCGCCGGAACCGAUGCUACCCUCUCCAUUUACGACACUCUCCAGACGGGCGUUCUUUCGGGCGGUCCUUCGUACGGUCGCUGUUCGUUCCCGGCCAUGCAGUACUUUAACGGAAGCUCGGCCGAUCAUCUUUGGUCGAGCGGUGUUUCCGGUAUGGAGAACGAAUACAUGAAGGGUGCCCUGCCCGGCUUCCAGCGGAUCGUUUCCGGCACCAACACGUCGCGUGCCAAUCCCUACAGCGCCGUCUCGACGUCCUACCCCCAACAGAAUGACACAUGGUCGCAGCAUUACGACACCGGCAGCAUCGCGUACAGUGUGGCAACGUCCAGUACCACCCCGGCAGCGGCUAAUAGACGGGCGGCGGCAGUGGCUACCACCACCACCACACACUUCCCAGCGGCAGCUUCUCUGACAGCACUGGGCCUAGAUGCGGACUUGUUUACGGAGGGACGCGAGUGUGUCAACUGUGGCGCUAUUCAGACGCCCCUCUGGCGUCGCGACGGAACUGGCCACUACUUGUGUAACGCGUGCGGACUCUAUCACAAGAUGAACGGCAUGAAUCGUCCGCUGGUGAAACAACCAAGACGUUUGGUAAAAGAUCCUAGCUCGGCAAGACGGGUAGGACUGCAAUGUUCCAACUGUAACACAACCAACACCUCACUGUGGCGUCGCAAUCAGGUCGGUGAGCCAGUUUGCAAUGCGUGUGGAUUGUACUACAAGCUGCACAAUGUGAAUCGACCACUAGCAAUGAAGAAAGAUAAUAUUCAGUCUCGUAAGCGUAAACCGAAGGGAAGUAAAAACAGCGAUGGCAGCAAAAGUAACGCAAGUAACGCUUCGAGCAACCGUCAGAACAAUUCGAGCAGUAACAGUAUAACCGAGACACCGAAAAAACAAGACGGAAUUAAAAUGAUGAAUUUGGGAGAAAACUCCAGUUUUGAAAAGCUGAUGCCAUCGUCACCGUCAAGCGAGGGUAGCAAUCAGUCGCCCUCGCACCACAACCAUAUGUCACCGAUUUGCUACACCCAGCAGGUGCCUUCCCCAAUCACCAGCACCCCAUCCAGUGGUGCCAUUGUAAACAACAGCAAAUACAACCAGCAAGCGAAGGCUGGCAAUGCCUUCAUGCUGCCCUCUCCCACACCGAUGAACAUGUUCGUUGGCAGUCCGACUGGCGGUGUAUCCGGACAGCAUCACCAUGCUCACCAAUCCUCCGGCGGACCGUUAAGUCCGGUGAGCUACAGUAUGGCAGGUGUCGGUGCAGGACAUGGCAACAAUAACGGAUCAAUUGUAUGCUCGAAAUACCAGCAAAGCCCACCGCAGUCUCCGGAGGACAUGCUGUACUAUGAUAUGCUGCCUGCCGAUGUGAACGGUAGCGUCGAUCAGCAUUCCAUGGCGACGAUCGUAAAAAUGGAACCGUCAAGCGGGAGUCACUAUGGUAGUUACCAGCAAGCACUGCACCACGAUGGAAUGGUUGGAUCGCUGGGACAUGGUCAGCACGGAACGGGCGGUGCACACAAUCAGCACAGUCGUAGCCCUUCGGUAGCCGACGAUGAGGGAGAUCAUGCACAACAGGAUAUGAUUGAGAGUAAGCACAACAUCAAUCGUCCAACCGUGGUAUCGAUGUCUAGAUAAUA